Messenger RNA from Copidosoma floridanum, 498 nucleotides. RefSeq lists its product as uncharacterized. Lineage: Eukaryota; Metazoa; Arthropoda; Insecta; Hymenoptera; Encyrtidae. The record is from RefSeq and is a predicted model, not a curated record.
AUGAUUGAGCGCUUCCACCACACGCUCAAAGCUGGGCUCAAAUGCUACCUGCAAAAUUUGAUUGAUGUCCUACCGAUGGUAUUGAUGGGGUUCUGUUCUACUGUCAAGGAGAAUUUUGGGACAUUGUCCGUAAAUAUGGUAUUCGGUACCACACUCCGUUUGCCGGGUAAGUUCUUCAUCACCUCCUCAGUUCAGGCCGACCACAUCAGUUUCAUGUACAGUCUCAAGCAGCUGUUUUUGUCACUCAGGCCAGUGUCUGCUUCAAGGCAUGCCAGCAUUCAUCCCCUAAGUUUCAGGGACCUACAAACUUGCUCUCAUGUCUUUCUACGCAUGGACUCCAUUCGCAAACCACUGGAGCAGCCCUAUUCGGGCCCACACAAGAUUCUCAGCCACACGGAUCAUAGGACUUUCAUCAUCGAUUGUGCUGGAACCCCAAAGAAGUCACAGUGGACUAGAUCAAACCAGCCUACCUGGAAGUUGUGCAACACAUUGAUUUAG